Molecule: messenger RNA, 1638 nt
Organism: Tribolium castaneum (red flour beetle)
Lineage: Eukaryota; Metazoa; Arthropoda; Insecta; Coleoptera; Tenebrionidae
Exons: 1
Coding region: 102-1607 (501 amino acids)
Biological process (GO): regulation of mitotic cell cycle; regulation of cyclin-dependent protein serine/threonine kinase activity
Cellular component (GO): endomembrane system
Source: RefSeq, a predicted model, not a curated record
GUGUUGUGUCAGUUGUGCUGUCAAACGUCAAACAACUGUCAAAACACUCAAAAUAAUUCAACAUAUGUUUAAUCAUUUUUAGGAAUAAGAAAUUGUUGAAAAUGGAUGAACAGAACAUUCCAAUCGAUAUUAACAACAACAAGCUCCUGGACUGGUUGGUGAGUCGGCGUCACGUCACCAAAGACUGGCAAAACAGCAUCCUCCAAGUCCGCGAAAAAAUCAACAAUGCGAUCCAAGACAUGCCAGCCCACGAAGGAAUAAUCAAACUACUAUCCGGCCAACACAUCAACUACUUCCACUGUUUAAAAAUCAUCGAGAUCUUGAAAGAAACUGAAGCGGACAGUAAGAAUUUAUUCGGCCGUUACGGCUCCCAACGCAUGAAAGACUGGCAACAAAUCGUCUCCAUGUACCAAAAAGACAACAUCUAUUUGGCCGAAGCCGCGCAAAUCCUGAUCCGAAACGUCAGCUACGAAAUCCCCAGCUUAAAAAAACAGGUGGCAAAACUGGAACAAUCCCAAACAGACGCCGAAAAAAAAAUCAAGGAUUAUUCCAAGAACGAAGCCCUGGCCCUUAAGGAGUUCAACACGUCGUGCGAACAGCUGGGAAUCACGGGCAAAAACAUCAAGAGCGAGCUAAUCCAACUCCUGGGGGAACUACCCAAAAUUUACGAAAACGCAGCUGGGAAAAUCAAGUUGGUUAAACCGGCCAUCGAGCUAUACCUUGCCUUUAACCAGUACUUGUCUGGGAAAGACACAGGGGUUGAGGUACUUCCCCUGUUGAGAUUUGUGGCCGAAAAAGGCAACCCCACCACUUAUGAGUACACAUACGGGGAAAAACCGCUCAAAAUCGAGCUAGAGGAAGACACUCUUGAGAAGAACAGUGAGAGUGAAGAACAGAUUGAUUUCGGUGAUAAUGAAAUCGAUUUCGGGGAAAACCCCGACUUCGAGCUCGAAGAGUCGAAAAUCGAUUGGGGGACUCCCAGCACUGACGAAGAGUUCGAGAUUGUUGAACACACCGACGUUGAUUUAUCCCUGGAAGAGUCGGGAAUUGUCGUUGAAAAGUCGGGAAUGGACGGAGGGGUGGCCAGGGGCUCCGAAGCCCUAACUGUCCUCGAUAACCCCAAAAUGCGCGAUCAGGUCAUAAAUGAAUUGCUCGAGUUGGAUUCGUUCCUCAAAAUGCGCCUCUUUGAGUUAUCGAACGAUUCCGAUAUUUUGGCGAUGUCUCAAAUGCAAAAUGCGCCAACGAUGCUUCAGAUGCAAACGGUUGAGUCGAUCACGUCGAUGAGCGAUUGUGUGAACGUGGCUUUGGCUGAGUUGAUGAAUAAGCGGACGCUGCAUUUGCACAAUAUCAAGCAUUCGCCCAAGUAUGUAGAUAUUUUGACCGCGAAUUUGAAGCAAAAGUUGACGCUGACCGAGAGGAUGAGGCAGAGUAUUGGGGUGUUGAAGGAACAGAUCGAGAAGUAUCAAAGCGAAAUUAAGAAUUUUGAGCCUGCUAUUAGGCUUCUAAUUGAGAAAACCAAGCAGUUGCAAAAGGAGGUGCAGCAGGAUAUUUCCAAGAGGUACAAAGGACGUGUUGUUAAUAUUGUCGGAGGUGUCAAUAUGUUGUAAUUAAUGUAAAUAAAAGGAUUACUAAUUUUAA